UGAUUUGUAUCAAGCUUUCAUUACACUCCAACAACACAUCUUAUCUAGAAAAAAAAAAAAAAAAAAAAAAAGCAUUCUAUUCAGUAAUGGGGAGCACAGAUUAAGUAGUAUGGGUAAAUUUAAUAUAAUAUCUGUUUAUGUAUGAGUUAUGUGUGGAUUUUAUGCUUGUCAUAUGAUGAGUCAAUCCAUUGUGCUUCUGAACUGAAGUGUCAGAGGAAGCUGUAUUUAACUGUCCAGAUUUACGUCACAGUAUAACAAUGCAAGAAACUUCAAAAUUAAGAACACUGCUUGCACAAAAGGAGUUUUCAGCAUGAAGGACUUUACUGCACAAAAUAUCUCAUUUACAGACUUCAAAUUAAAUGGUUUCUACAGCCUGGGAGAAUGGAGGCCUUUUUUAUUUAUCCCUUUAUUUCUGAUGUUUUUAUUGGCUAUAACUGCAAAUACUAUUCUCAUAUAUUUAAUAACAAGCCAAAGGUCUCUGCAUUCUCCUAUGUAUGUACUAAUAGGUUUAAUGGGUGUUGUAGACUUGCUCUUGCCAAUCUUUUUUGUACCUAGCAUGCUUCUUAACUUUUUAUUUAAUUGGAGUGGGAUAUCUCUGACUGGUUGUUUAAUACAAAUGUUUUGCCUUCACUUUGUUGGAACAUUUCAAACUACUUUGCUUUUUUGGAUGGCACUGGAUCGUUAUUUUGCAAUAUGUAAACCUCUUUACUAUCAUAAAUACAAGGAGAUCUCGAAUUUUCUAAAGUUUGUUUUUGCACCGCUAAUCAGAAAUGUACUCCUGAUUGUCAUCAUUGUUUCUCUUGCUGGAAGACUGUCAUUUUGUGCUACAAAUGUGAUCGAUCACUGUUUUUGUGAACACAUGGCAUUGGUUCAGUUAGCAUGUGGAGAUAUAUCUGUCAAUAACAUUGUAGGAUUAUUGACUGUUUUCCUUGUACCAACUGCUGAUUUUAUUCUCAUUAUUGCUUCCUAUGUUGUGAUUUUUACCUCCGUAUUCAAAUCUGGCAAAGCUCACACGAAGGCCUUAAACACCUGCAUUACUCAUUUAAUUGUCUUGUCAGUUGCUUUAACUUCUGCCUUGGUUGCAUUUUUGUCAUACAGAAUAAGAAACAACAUUUCCUCCAACAACCGCAUAGUUAUAAGCAUCAUGUACUUAUGUUUUCCAAGUUGUUUUAACCCAAUAAUCUAUGGAUGGAGAACAAAAGAAAUAAGACACACAUUUCUGAAGUGUAUAAGCAAAAAAGUCUUUACUUUUUGAAAAAUGAAUGGUUUAUAAAUGAAUGGAUAAUAUGUGAUAAUUCAUUUAAAAAUUAAAUUAAUAAAUAUACAAUAAAGACAGAUACUGCAUAAGUAUUUAUAUAGGCCACUAUACAUAUGUCAUCCACUUAUAUAAUUGUAAAUAAUACAAUUAACAAUAAAAACACAUUUAUCAAAAUGCUUUUUCAAUAAACAGUAAUAUAUUAAAGUCUGCACUGUUAAUGAACAUUAGCCUUAUAGCAUUAGCAUUAUAUUUCCUAUAAAUGUUGUUUUUAAACAACUUAUUCAAAUCAUGUUUUCAAUAAACAGCAUUUUCAAAUCAGUUGUUUUCAAUAAAGAUAUUAUUCAAAUUUUGUCUUGUAAAUAAACAUAUAAAUCAUUCUACUUGUUACUUAUUCUAUGUAAUUAUACACAUUUGUAUGCUUUAUUGUGGAGUUUACACACAUAAGCAGUUCUUUUUAGACUUUUGAUAAAAAAGGCUAGCAUGGUUCCAAAUGCCAUAACUUUGAGAUAUCAGCACAAAAUUUAGCCCACAUGCAAUUGAUUACGAUUUUGACUGAGACUUGAUUUUAUGACUUGUCAUAUUUACUUUCUAAUAGUCACCAUGUCAAGCAUAAAUUAUAACAAAAUAAAUCAAUACAAUUGCGUCAGCUUUUCUGGGGUUUACUCAGAAGUGCCGUAACAUAAACAGGGCCUGUGUGGGCCAAGGAACACCCAGACUGUCAGCCUUGCCCACCCUGUCAAACCAUACUGGAUGCCUGUGAUCUUCAGGCCCUUAGACGGCACUGCAUCAAAUACAGGAAUGCUACUGUAAU
Messenger RNA from Megalobrama amblycephala (Wuchang bream), 2069 nucleotides. RefSeq names its product olfactory receptor 52K1-like. The record is from RefSeq and is a predicted model, not a curated record. Gene Ontology annotation, molecular function: olfactory receptor activity; G protein-coupled receptor activity. Lineage: Eukaryota; Metazoa; Chordata; Actinopteri; Cypriniformes; Xenocyprididae. Gene Ontology annotation, cellular component: membrane. The coding region runs from base 311 to 1255 and encodes 314 amino acids. Gene Ontology annotation, biological process: G protein-coupled receptor signaling pathway. The transcript has 2 exons.